Messenger RNA from Aureobasidium vineae, 663 nucleotides. The record is from the annotation of a GenBank genome assembly. NCBI's taxonomy places the organism in Eukaryota, Fungi, Ascomycota, Dothideomycetes, Dothideales, Saccotheciaceae.
AUGAAGUUCACCACCGUCGCACUCGCCGGUCUGGCCACUGUCGCCAUGGCCUCCCCUGCCGCCGAGGCCAACCCUGCACCCCAGCCUCAGCCCGAGGCUGCUGCUGACCCAGCUUUCUCCUCCUGGGGUAAGAAAUACCACCCCAAACUUUGGAACGGCUGGGGCGAUGCUCCCGGUCAGGUCUACCGUCGUGAGGCCGACCCUGCAUUCAGCUCUUGGGGCAAGAAGUACCACCCUCACAUCUGGAACGGAUGGGGUGAUGCUCCCGGUCAGGUCUACCGCCGCGAGGCUGAUCCUGCAUUCAGCUCCUGGGGCAAGAAGUACCACCCUCACAUCUGGAACGGUUGGGGUGAUGCUCCUGGACAAGUCUACCGCCGUGAAGCCGACCCUGCUUUCUCAUCCUGGGGAAAGAAGUACCACCCUCACAUCUGGAACGGCUGGGGUGAUGCCCCCGGCCAGGUCUACCGUCGUGAGGCCGAGGUUUCUGGCACUGCCUCUGCUACCGGAGCUGCCAAGCCUGCUGAGACUGGCGUCUCCGCUGAGGAGGAGGAGAAGGCUAACUUUAACUUCGAGCGCCGUGACCCUGCCUUCUCAUCCUGGGGCAAGAAGUACCACCCUCACAUCUGGAACGGCUGGGGUGAUGCUCCCGGUCAAGUCUACUAG